AUGGCCACUUGCUGGAAGAAAAACCCACUCGAGCAAAGGGGGUCACCCUCCGAGUCUGCCAGCACUGUGUCCAAAUACUCAACUGAUACAGCCAUGCAGCCCUCUGAACUCAAAAUGAUGCACUUUCAAAAGCAGCAUUGGAAGCCGCUUAUUAAAUCGAUUUCUACAACAGGAAUUGAAAGCUUACCUUCAGAGGUAAUACUGAAGAUAUUCUCAUAUCUGGAUACUGUGAGUCUGCUGUGUAUUGGCUGCGUGAAUAAGCGUUUUUAUCAUCUGUCCAAUGACAAUACAAUCUGGUUAAAAAUAUACUCCAAGUCAUUUCUCCCUAAAAGAAACAAAUGGAAGACUGAAGCUGUGCAGGAAUUGUCUGUUUCUCUGAGGCUUUCUGAUUUGCAACAUAAGGAAUCAGGAUACUGGAAGAAAGAGUACAUCAUCAAAAAAAUAGCUUCUGGAAAGGCUGGAAUAAUUCACCUUUUGCAGUCUGUAAAUACUUACACAGGCCUUCCAGUUGAAACCAAAAAUGCCAUCAAAACAUCUGGUUUGAGAUGGAUUAUCAUAUUAAAAGAAAGAAGUGGCAAUGAACAUGUAAUGGAUCAGGCAGACAUUUCUUUUAAUGAGACCUCUAUUACUGUAUUUUGGUAUGGUAUUAGUUGGCCUUGUUUAGACAACUUGACAUCUCUGCGUUUAUAUGGAGCGACACCAGUGCUUCUAGGUGAGAGUAAAACUUAUCUCAAGAAUGGGCCUUGGCGACGUUCCUUGAUUUCUGAAUACCAACUUGCCAAUCUGACUCAAAAUGCUGAAAUGAUUGGACAUGAUGCACUUGUUGAACUUUACCAUGUUGAACAAGGAGUCUUGCUGGGACUUUGGAAUAAAAAUGAAAUUGCUUUUGUUAUGGCAUGUCUUCAUUACCAUCAGCUUAUUGAGCGAAGCAUCCUUGGCUCUGCUACAGCGAUGCAUACUGUAGCCCCAGAUAAGGCAAUGUUAGAUGAUAUUGACCCAGAAUAUGGCCUGCAUGACUAUCAGCUGCACAUUGAUAUGCACAGCAAAGGAAAUACUUACAUGUGUGGAACAUUUCGCAGUUUGUUUUGUAGAAAAGAUUACAUUAGAAAUGGAUACCUGAGACUUACAGUGAUAAGUUACAAAAAGAAUUCUCAGCAUUUGCCUCUUGUUGGAAAACUUGGUCUCUCUUGGAAGACAGAUGCACUUGACGGUAUCGUUCAGAAUUGCUUCAUUAUGGAUGUUACUCUUCUGGAUGAAUCACAAAAACCAUUUUGGUGUUUUAGUGCCCCAGUCAAGAUGGUAACCACUUCCAUAGCACCUGAUCUCUAUAAAUAUUUUGGACCCAGCUAUUACUUGAAUUAUGUGGAUUCCAUUGGAAAAGUACAUGUGGAAAUGGUCUGGAUGGAAGAAACACUAGAAUACUAUAUAACCAAUCUGGUUCUUUAUUUGAGCACCCAAAAAAUCAACAGCUGGUUUGGCCGAAAUUACUGA
Molecule: messenger RNA, 1491 nt
Organism: Gekko japonicus
Lineage: Eukaryota; Metazoa; Chordata; Lepidosauria; Squamata; Gekkonidae
Gene: FBXO15
Product: F-box protein 15
Exons: 10
Coding region: 1-1491 (496 amino acids)
Molecular function (GO): protein binding
Source: RefSeq, a predicted model, not a curated record